AUGGCCACUUUGACGCCUGUUCCUGUCACUUUUUCCAAAGACGAAGUACCAACUAAAAAGAACGUCAGGGACAUUAUAGGCACAUUCCUGACGGAAGAAUGGCGAUCUGUGGAUCCAGAAACCCUGACUAUGUCAUACCAUGCAUCGUUUGUCAACGCCCACUGUCACGUGGAGCGACCGAAGCCCGCUACUGGCACCCCUACUGAGACCUUGAAGGUGUUCAUUAAAUUUCACAAUGACACCGGGAGCUGCCUCGAAAUCUUCAAGCCUUUGGCACCAACCAAGCAUGAGGAAGCACUUCUCUGCUACGAAUACGGUCGAACCGGGCUGGGAGCCAAAGUCUAUGGAUUCUUCAAGACACAAGAUGGCACACUCGGGAGAGUCGAGGAGUUCUUGGAUGCACGUAACAUGGAACCGGAGGAUGUUGAGAAUUCGGUCAUCCGAGCGGAUGUUGCCAGAGGACUGGCGACGUUUCAUGUCUUGAAGAUGUCACUGGAGAAAAAGGCGGUGGAUUUAUAUUAUGAAGCCGUCAUCAAUGGACUCAGGGAUUACCUCAAAAUGGACAAGUUGAAGGCACUUGGAAAAGAAGCAGGUAUCAGUAUCGACAAACUGGUCGACUAUGACUAUGGGAGGAGACUGAGAAAUGUGGUGGACAAGCUGGAAACCACAGGAGGAAAGACUGGAUGGUGUAUUCAUGACAUCCAAUUCAUGAACGUGAUGGUGAAAAGUCAUGUGAAGGAAGGGGAGAGCAAAGUCAUCCUAAUUGACUUUGAGUUCGUAAUGCAGAACUACCGAGCAUUUGACAUUGGUGGGCACUUCAUGCAAAAGAUGUUCAAGUGGUUUGAUGAGGAGAGCAGGAUAGCAGGCUGCAGGAAAUAUACCGAGGACGAGAAGAGACAUUUCUGUGACGAGUAUGCCAGACAGUGGAACAAACUGACCCGGUGA
Molecule: messenger RNA, 945 nt
Organism: Penicillium subrubescens
Lineage: Eukaryota; Fungi; Ascomycota; Eurotiomycetes; Eurotiales; Aspergillaceae
Exons: 1
Coding region: 1-945 (314 amino acids)
Biological process (GO): phosphatidylethanolamine biosynthetic process; phosphatidylcholine biosynthetic process
Cellular component (GO): cytoplasm
Molecular function (GO): ethanolamine kinase activity; choline kinase activity
Source: RefSeq, a predicted model, not a curated record